Molecule: messenger RNA, 1745 nt
Organism: Silurus meridionalis
Lineage: Eukaryota; Metazoa; Chordata; Actinopteri; Siluriformes; Siluridae
Product: protein FAM181A-like
Exons: 2
Coding region: 568-1395 (275 amino acids)
Source: RefSeq, a predicted model, not a curated record
UCUCUUCUCUUCCCCUUCUUCAAAAUCCAACUGUUUCUGACAUCACUCUGAGGUGGAGAGGAGAGAGGGAUAGAUCGGAACAGUUGGCCCCGAAAUCCUAAAAGGCGCGCUUUGUGCUUUUGCCCUGAAGCAUGCCAGCACGGGGAACAGAGCGUUUGAUGGUUUUAAGAUGCCCAUAAGAGGUUGCGCACCGGGCAACUUAAAAAAAAAAAAAAAAAAAGUAUCCGAAUAGUGUCUAAAAAGUAUCCGAAUAGAAAACAUCAAAGAAAAAAAUCGCAACUAUUAGUCGCUUCAUCUCUCGAGAUUGCCAUGGCAACAAUAUGCACGGGGAAAGAAUGCGCUGGCGGGGAGCGCGCGAGCUCAUUGGGGGGCAUUGAGGGCGGAUUGAGGUCGCUGAUUGGCCCAAAACGAAGCACCAUAACUACACGAAGUUUAUAUUCAUUCAGCUUGUUCAAGUGGUUAAACUACUGCAGUUAGAGGGCAACCAAACCCGGACAGCGUUUCUGCACAAAAACAAUUGACCACUGAAAACGCGGGAUGUCUUGAAAGCCAGGUUCUAUCAUAAAAAUGGCAAGCUCUGACAGCGAAGUGAAAACCUUACUUAACUUUGUGAAUUUGGCUUCAAGCGACAUCAAGGCGGCUCUGGACAAAUCGGCCCCCUGUCGACGCUCCGUGGACCACAGGAAGUACCUUCAGAAGCAGCUAAAGCGCUUCUCGCAGAAGUGCCCGAGGACGCCUCGGUGCCACGCGCACAGGAUCAGCGAUUCCGGUGCUGCAAAACUGAUCGAGCGUGUUGAGUUUCCGCAGCAACGAGCUGAACAACAUCUGAACGAGAAGCAAUCUGCUCAUACACGUGGAGAGGAGAACGCAGACGGAAACCCGAACACCGAGAACAGGAGCGCACCGGGUCAUAUUCCCAUGCGCAAACGCCAGCUCCCUGCGUCCUUUUGGGAAGAACCGCGCUCAUCUCACAUCAGUUUUGAAUACGCGUGGAAGAGCCACUCGAACGGGAUUGUAGAUUACGGAUCAUCAAAGACUGAUCGAGAGAAAAGGACCUCAAUUGAAGAUGAACUGAAAACUAACUCGUGGAUGCGGGUUCGGCGCGGAUCUUCUGAUCUGGAGCCUCUCAAGUUGGAUCUGACUUCCACCAAUGUGGCUGUGUGCGCGUACUGUCCGCUUCAAUGCCACGGACACCGGCUCCUCCACAAUCACUUCAUAACGCCACAUAGUGCAUUCACUGAGCCAGGGCUCAGGUCUAAAAUCCCCGCGACUGAACUGGACAUGCUAAAAGUCAAAGAUGGACUGAAACACCGUUCAACAACACACGUCGUGGUGAAGCCCAUUCCAACGAAACCGGUUACCUCGUCCAUUUUCAGUGUGUUCGGUUUUAUUUAGAGGUCUGUGGAAAUGCCUGAAUAUUCAUUAGAACAAAUAACAAAGACUACGAACUGUAAAUACUUGAUCAUUUCAAGGGUUAAGUCUGUAUUUGUCUUAAUGUAAAUACCGCAGAUAGAAAUCUCUUGGCCUGCCAAUGACUUAAUGAAGCACUUAAAGGGGGCAAUAAAUAUGUAGCAUGCUCAGAACAAAAAUAAGCUAUAAUCUCAUGUUACUGAGGCUGGGUUUAGUGUUUACCAAGAUCGUUUAGAAACAUUAACAAUUUAUAGGCUACUAACCUCGUUGGAAUAGUGAGCUAAAUACUGGGGGUUAAAGUAUAUAAUCAUUACGAGAUUUAUGGGUUUUUUUUC